Molecule: messenger RNA, 1498 nt
Organism: Solanum tuberosum (potato)
Lineage: Eukaryota; Viridiplantae; Streptophyta; Magnoliopsida; Solanales; Solanaceae
Product: anthranilate phosphoribosyltransferase, chloroplastic-like
Exons: 10
Coding region: 47-1201 (384 amino acids)
Biological process (GO): L-tryptophan biosynthetic process
Cellular component (GO): cytosol
Molecular function (GO): anthranilate phosphoribosyltransferase activity
Source: RefSeq, a predicted model, not a curated record
AUAGUUGAGUUGAGUCACUCUUACAUCUCCUUUACCAACAAUAACAAUGUCUGUGUUUGGAGUCACCCUCAACCCCAUAGUUUUUUCUUGCAAAAUUCCCCAUUUCCAAAGUAGGAGAUUGAAUUGUUUAGCUAAUGAUUUGCAUUUGCCUCACUCUCCAUCUUCACUGCACCUUCCCAAUUUAUCAUCUCAACAGUUGAUGGAGCGGUUGUUGAAUAAGGAGGACUUGAAUGAAGCAGAAGCAGAGGCCUCACUGGAUUUCUUGCUAAAAGAUGGCAGUGAAGCACUCAUUAGUGCUUUUCUUGUUCUCUUAAGAGCUAAAGGAGAAACCUUUCGAGAAGUUGUAGGUCUAGCAAGAUCGAUGAUCAAAUGUUGCAGAAAGGUUGAAGGCCUGAAUGACUGUGUGGACAUAGUUGGAACGGGGGGUGAUGGUGCCAAUACGGUGAAUAUUUCUACGGGAGCAGCUAUUCUUGCUGCAGCUUGUGGUGCUAAAGUUGCUAAGCAAGGGAAUAGGUCCAGUUCUUCUUCUUGUGGAAGUGCUGAUGUUUUGGAAGCCCUUGGAGUCGCCAUUGAAUUAAAUCCUGAGGGAGUGAAGAAAUGUGUGGAAGAAGUUGGGAUAGGUUUCAUGAUGUCCCCAUACUACCAUCCAGCAAUGAGGAUAGUGACACCUGUGAGGAGGAAGCUUCGAGUGAAGACUAUAUUUAACAUCCUAGGGCCUUUAAUCAACCCUGCUUGGGUACCUUUUGCUGUUGUUGGAGUGUACAAACAAGAUAUAGUCAGCAAGAUGGCCAAAGCAUUACAAAGUUAUGGCAUGAAAAGAGCAUUAGUUGUUCAUUCUGAAGGUUUAGAUGAAAUGAGUCCUCUUGGACCUGGAGUAGUCCUUGAUGUUACACCUGAAAAGAUAGAGAAAUUCUCUUUCGACCCACUUGAUUUUGGUAUACCUCGCUGCACUUUAAGGAACCUUAAAGGGGGAGGGCCGGAGUACAAUGCUGAAGUACUAAGGCGUGUGCUUUCGGGUGAAAGGGGGCCAAUUGCAGAUGCAUUAAUACUGAAUGCCUCAGCAGCAUUAUUAGUCAGUGGGAGAGUUGGUAACUUAGCUGAAGGAGUAGCCGUGGCCCGUAUGACACAUGAAUCGGGGAAAGCUCUCAAUACUCUUAAUCAUUGGAUUGGUGUUUCGACGGAUAUUGUAUUACAUUUAUAACAAAAGGGUCAUACAAAGAGCAAGGUGUUGCAGAAGAAUUUGCAGAUGAGUGUUAUUUAUCAUGCAUAUGGUGGUAUUUGUAGAGCCUAGCAGAGUUGUAAGACGACAUCCUUGUUUAGUAAGUGCAUCUGCCACAACAUUUUGCUCCAUGUACGCGUGUUGGAUGGUUGGAUUAAUUAGCGGAAGUGCCUACAAUUAGUGAUGAGAUUAGCAUAUAAUUGAUUCUUGUUACUAUCUAAUACUUGUUUUGCAUCAAUAUUGAUAUGUAAAGCUUGAAAGCCCACUCUGUUUGCUAUU